Thermothelomyces thermophilus ATCC 42464 is the source of this 341-nucleotide messenger RNA. RefSeq lists its product as uncharacterized. The transcript has a single exon. The record is from RefSeq and is a predicted model, not a curated record. NCBI's taxonomy places the organism in Eukaryota, Fungi, Ascomycota, Sordariomycetes, Sordariales, Chaetomiaceae. Bases 119 to 289 code for a protein of 56 amino acids.
CCUCGCUCACACCGGCGCGUUGGCACCAGGAGGUUUUUGCUGCGUCGCCUGUCGUCCUCUACGAGUUUUGUUUUUCCUGCAGUAGGACCUACCGAGGAGCUCGUCUCGUCCGCCCAACAUGGGUUGGUCCAAGUCGACGCGCAUCAGGGUGAUGCUCGCGCUUGACACCCUCUUUUUUCUGCUCGAGCUAGGCGUUGGCUUUGCCGUGCAGUCUCUGGCGCUGAUGGCAGAUGCCUUCCACAUGGUGAGGACUAGUUCUACGAGUCAGACCAGGCGGCCUGCGUACUGACGGCCCCGGCAGCUCAACGAUAUCAUAUCUUUACUUGUCGGUUUGUGGGCGG